Molecule: messenger RNA, 1062 nt
Organism: Plasmodium coatneyi
Lineage: Eukaryota; Apicomplexa; Aconoidasida; Haemosporida; Plasmodiidae
Exons: 1
Coding region: 1-1062 (353 amino acids)
Source: RefSeq, a predicted model, not a curated record
AUGAAAAAAAUAAAACUAAAUAUCACACGGGAAGAGGACAACUUGCAGACUAACAUAUACUACGUGUGCGAGAAAAAUAUAUUAAUCUCACAGCUCAAUCUUACCAUAAACUAUGAAGAAAAUAAUGUGGAAGAAGACGAAAUUGUUGAGCAGAGUAAUGACACACUCAAUAAACACGCGACGGAUAAAACGGUAAAAAAGCAGAAAGGGAUUAACAUAAAGAUAUCCUACAGCGAUGAGCUAAAUAACCUAUACCUAAACAAUGUGAUAAAUAAUUUAUACGAUUAUAUUUUUGAAGAUAAAGUGAAUAGUUUUAACAUAUAUAAGAAUGACCGCUGGCAGAUUUUUAUAAAUAUUUACAUAUAUGAGUACACGCCAUUUAUUUAUGACCAUAUCUGCAAUGUGAUUAAUGUGCACCUGUCUCUUUUGCUAAUCCCUUUUUGCUUCUACGACUUUGAUGAGAAGUGGUACAGGUGUGUUCAGAAUUAUGAGGAGUUGGGGCGGCUACUAUCAGGGGGAAGCUCCCUCCAUGACGCUGAGGAGAAGGGAGGAGAAGAUUCCACAGACAUCAUAAUCCUAGAUAGAAACGAACAAAAUAAGAAAAUAAUAAUAAACCAACUGGAAAACAACAACUUUAAUUUGUUCGUUGAGAAGAAAAAAGGGGAGACCGCAGAAGGUCUGUUCAAAAGAGUACUCAUAAAGUACAUCCCAAUUUUGCGAACAGCAAAUGUGGAUGACCAACUUGUGUAUGUAAUUAAAUUUGUGCACUAUGAAGACUUCCUGUUACGAACACAAAACGUAGACGAUAAUAUUUACAAUAAUAUUUUUGAUAAACAUUCCUUUUGGAAUUUUACAAAAAAGACAUCAUUUGAUAAACUGCCCUGUGGAAAUGACGCCGACAAAUUUAAUCCACAUGAAAAUUUUUACAUCCUCUUUAAUGCGAAUACUGCGACUAUUGACGAAGGGAGCAUUUUGGAAAACUCCAGAGAAACCAUCCAGUUUUAUUACGAUUUUAUAAUCAAUUAUUGCACAAAUUAUUUUGCUGCACAUUUUGUGAAGUGA